UCUCAGUUGUCAAUUUUAUGUGGCCAAGCAGAGAAGUUUGAAGACGCCAAAAAUGGGGUGGCAAUGUUCCGCCUCUGCAUCUUCUUCUUCUUCCUUCUUCCUAAACCAUUACCCUCACCAUUAUCUCACCACCAAUACCCGCAGAAGCUCUUUUCUACUUCAUCCGCAGCCAUGGAUGAGACAUCGAGCUUCUCCAGUUAACCCCACUCUUCUCUCUUCUAAACCCCUUCCCUGCAUCAAUGGCAUUUCAUCCUCUUCUUCCUUCUUCGGUCUCCUCACCGCUUCUCCGGCAACCUUCAGAAACCGCCAUUUACUUCGCUGCAGCAUGAAAAACAUGGAGACUCAACAAUCUCCACCACCGGUUACCAUUGAUUGCGUGGGGACUGGCCUGGACGUGGAGUGUGUCGCGUCGGAAACCGACCCGCUGUUACCUUCUCAAGAAUCGGAGGAAACGAAGGGGAUACAGAGCGUGAUUUGGGAAUGGAUUGUUUUGGUUUCACCAUUUUUCUUCUGGGGUACGGCUAUGGUGGCGAUGAAGGAGGUGUUGCCGAAGGCCGGCCCGUUUUUUGUGGCGGCUUUCCGGUUGAUUCCGGCUGGGAUGAUUUUGGUGGCGUUUGCUGCGUAUAAAGGUCGGAGAUUGCCUUCUGGGUUCAAUGCUUGGAUCUCCAUUGCUGUCUUUGCUUUGGUGGAUGCUGCUUGUUUCCAGGGAUUUCUUGCUGAAGGGUUACAAAGGACUUCCGCAGGUCUGGGAAGCGUGAUAAUUGAUUCACAGCCCAUAACAGUUGCCAUACUUGCGGCUUUGUUGUUUGGAGAGUCUAUUGGAUUAGUAGGAGCUGCAGGACUUUUACUUGGUGUCAUUGGACUUCUACUUCUCGAGGUCCCUGCGCUUGCCUUGGACGAGAGUAAUUUUUCAUUAUGGGGGAGUGGAGAGUGGUGGAUGUUUCUUGCAGCCCAGAGCAUGGCUGUUGGCACGGUUAUGGUCCGCUGGGUUUCGAAGUACUCUGAUCCUGUUAUGGCGACUGGAUGGCACAUGGUUAUUGGUGGUCUGCCUCUUGUGGCACUUUCUGUUCUGAACCACGAGGCUGUCUUCGGUGGGGUUCUUCAAGAGCUUACAGCAAGUGAUAUUUUGGCACUCCUGUACACCUCCAUUUUUGGAAGUGCUGUCAGCUAUGGUGUAUUCUUCUACAGUGCUACAAAAGGUAGCCUAACCAGGCUUAGCUCACUCACCUUUCUAACUCCGAUGUUUGCUUCAAUCUUUGGGUUUCUAUAUCUUGGUGAGACCUUCUCUCCCUUGCAACUGGUUGGAGCUACAGUCACAGUUAUUGCAAUAUACAUGGUUAACUUCCGUGGUAAUGAUGAAUGAUAUGAAGCAUAAAGUGAAGAAGAAAGAACAAUAUACAGGCUGCCUUUUGCUGUAGGCUCUGCUGCAUGUUUGUAUCAUGCAUGUAGUCUCUGCUGCAUGUUUGUAUCAUGUAUGUAUAUAGAAAGAUAGGUUAAGCUUUCCCACAGAUCUGAUUAUUGUAAUCUCUGUAAAUAUACCAGAACAAUAGGAAGUUUUCUCAAGGUUUAAAUAUAGGUAAAAGUUAUUUGAGUUAUUUUCUCAGAAGCUGCUAAGAACCAAACUGGUGCAACUUAAAAUUCAAUUGCUUAAAUGCAAGACAGUGCAAGACAAUCAUUAUCAAUG
Molecule: messenger RNA, 1684 nt
Organism: Carica papaya (papaya)
Lineage: Eukaryota; Viridiplantae; Streptophyta; Magnoliopsida; Brassicales; Caricaceae
Product: nodulin MtN21 /EamA-like transporter family protein
Cellular component (GO): membrane; chloroplast
Source: RefSeq, a predicted model, not a curated record